AUGCCAUCCUCCGUCUCCCAGGGAUUCCUUUUGCUAGCAGGCCUGUGCUGCCUUUUCUCUGGCUCCCAGCCUCAAGAUCCCCUGGAGAUUGAUGUGGAACAACAUGGCCAUGAACAUCAGGAGCUUCUCAGCUGCCAAUGCAUCGCCUACAGCAUCAUCCAGUUGACCUUCACCUUGUAUCGGAAGUCUGGUAGUUGGGCAAAAGAUACCAACAUCUUAUUCUCUCCAGUGAAUAUUGUUGCUGCCUCUUUCAUGCUCUUGCUGGGGGCAAAACCCAACAUGCACAGCCAGAUCCUGGAAGGACUGGACUUCAACCUUACGGAAACACCUGAGCAGUACAUCCACGAAUGCUUCCAGCAACUUACGUAUAUCCUCUAUCUGCCAGACCACAAGUCACAGCUGACAAUGCAGAGCAGCCUAUCCACUGCCCAGAGUCUGAAGCUUACAGACAAGUUUGUGAAGAAUGUCAAGGGUUUGUACUACUCAACAGCCAUUGCUGUCAACUUCAGUGACACGCAAAGAGCCCAAAAUCAGAUCAACGAGUAUGUACAGGGUGAAACCCAAGGGAAAAUAGUGGGAUUGAUCAAGGAUCUGAAGACAGACACAGCUUUUGCCUUGAUGAAUUACAUCUUCUUCCAAGGUAAACUGUAUGAUAAACCAUUUGAGGAUGAAUACAUCUUGGAAGAGGACUUCCAUGUGAAUGAGGAUCAAAGAACCUCCAGUAACCUUGCCUUAUCUAUGGAAACUGAAGGCCAAGCCUUAGCAUGGGGAGUCAUAGAAUCUCAAGUCAGAGUCACAAGUCUCAGAACACACCUGAAUCUCACUGGAGAGCUUCCUGGGCAAAGGACAGUGGACCUGCACUUUCCCAAGUUGCUUAUGUCCACAACCUAUGACCUGAAGACUAUUCUGAGCACACUGGGCAUUACCCAGAUCUUCAGUAACGAGGCUAACCUCUCAGGGGUCACAGAGGAUGCGCCCCUGAAGCUCAGCAAGGCUGUGCACAAGACUAUACUGACCUUUGAUGAUGACGUCAUAAGUACUUUAAGGAACACUAUUUGGAGUAAGAUGGAAUUGACUGGAAUUCCUGAUAUCAGAUUUAACAGGCCAUUUGUAAUUGUCAUAAAAGAGGAAUAUACCAAUUCCAUCCUGUUUGUGGGAAAAGGGAAUAAUCCUACAGAAAACAGUUGA
Molecule: messenger RNA, 1188 nt
Organism: Meriones unguiculatus (Mongolian gerbil)
Lineage: Eukaryota; Metazoa; Chordata; Mammalia; Rodentia; Muridae
Product: alpha-1-antiproteinase-like
Exons: 5
Coding region: 1-1188 (395 amino acids)
Biological process (GO): negative regulation of endopeptidase activity
Molecular function (GO): serine-type endopeptidase inhibitor activity
Source: RefSeq, a predicted model, not a curated record